Molecule: messenger RNA, 2778 nt
Organism: Kwoniella botswanensis
Lineage: Eukaryota; Fungi; Basidiomycota; Tremellomycetes; Tremellales; Cryptococcaceae
Exons: 11
Coding region: 1-2778 (925 amino acids)
Biological process (GO): protein secretion; endoplasmic reticulum to Golgi vesicle-mediated transport; intra-Golgi vesicle-mediated transport
Cellular component (GO): Golgi membrane; COPI vesicle coat; endoplasmic reticulum-Golgi intermediate compartment
Molecular function (GO): structural molecule activity
Source: RefSeq, a predicted model, not a curated record
AUGUCUUUCAAGAAGGAUGAAGAGGCAGGUGGGAUGUCGUUCUACCAUGACAAGUCCACCAUUCUACAGGAAGCUAGAGUGUUCAAUGAAUCGCCCAUAUCACCUAGGAAAUGCCGUGCCCUCUUGACUAGGAUUGUGUACUUAUUGUACGUUGGAGAAACAUUCUCGACUCAGGAAGCUACAACGUUGUUCUUUGGAGUAACAAAGCUGUUUCAACAUAAAGAUGCCGCACUCAGACAAAUGGUAUACCUUGUCAUCAAGGAAUUGUCAACUAUCGCUGAAGACGUCAUCAUGGUCACUUCAUCAAUCAUGAAAGAUAUGCAACCCAACUUGGAAGUCGUGUAUAGACCAAAUGCCAUCAGGGCGUUAGCAAGGAUCAUUGAUGCGCAAUCCGUUCAAUCCGUUGAGAGAUUCUUCAAGUCCGCCUUAGUCGAUAGAUCUUCCUCCAUCUCAUCUGCAUCCCUCGUAUCAUCCUACCACCUCUUCCCCCUCUCACCAUCCAUAAUCAAGCGAUGGUCCAAUGAAGCUCAAGAAGCAGUCAACGCCAAAUCAGUUUCAUCAUUCGCGUCCAGCGCUUCGUCGUACUUGUCAGGAGGUGGAAGUGGUGGUUCGGGUGGAUACCAGGCUGUAGCAAGCUCAAGCUAUAUAAUGCAAUACCAUGCUUUAGGUUUGUUAUACUUGAUAAGAGAGAAGGAUAGAAUGGCAAUCACAAAAAUGGUUCAACAGCUAGGUUCUAAUGGAAAGUCAAACAAUAUAAUCAAGAAUCCAAUGGCCAUGUGCAUGUUGAUCAGAUUUGCUAGGAAAGUGAUGGAUGAGGAUCCAAAUGUCAGGAAACAGAUGCACGAAUACCUCGAGAGUCUAUUGAGGCACAAAUCAGAGAUGGUCAACAUCGAAGCUGCUCGGGCAAUCUGUGAGAUGAGGGACGUUCAGCCUGGAGACUUGUACAGGACCGUUGCGGUCCUUCAACUGUUCAUGAACUCCUCUAAACCCGUCAUCAAAUUCGCUGCCGUCAAGACACUCAACAAACUCGCUCAGAUCCUACCUGAAUCAGUUGCGACUGUCAACGUAGAGUUGGAGAAUUUGAUCACGGACUCCAAUAGAAGUAUCGCUACUUAUGCUAUUACCACUUUACUCAAGACUGGUAAUGAAGCUUCAGUCGAUCGAUUGAUGAAACAAAUCUCCUCGUUCAUGGCUGAUAUCACCGAUGAAUUCAAGAUCAUCGUGGUUGAUGCUAUCCGAUCGUUAUGUCUUAAAUUCCCGGGUAAACAAGCUAUCAUGCUUUCGUUCCUCUCUGGAGUAUUGAGGGAUGAAGGUGGAUACGACUUCAAGCAUGCUGUUGUGGAAGCUAUCUUUGACAUGAUCAAAUUCAUCAAAGAUUGUAGAGAAACUGCUCUCGCCCAUCUCUGUGAAUUCAUCGAAGAUUGUGAAUUCACUAAACUCUCUGUCCGAAUCCUCCAUUUACUCGGUAUCGAAGGACCCAAGACUAGAAACCCAACCAAAUUCAUCAGAUACAUCUACAACCGAGUGGUACUUGAAAAUGCCGUUGUACGAGCCGCAGCAGUCAGCAGUCUUGCCAAGUUCGGUGUCUGUAUCGAUGACAAGGCUGUGAUGAAAUCUGUGAAUGUUCUCUUGAGAAGAUGUCUGGAUGAUGUAGAUGAUGAGGUCAGAGAUAGAGCGGCUAUGUAUAUCAAGGUAUUGGAGGAAAAAUCCUUAGCUGACGUGUUUGUCCGAGAGGAGGCUACAUUCUCCCUUGGUCAACUGGAAGAACAACUUGUCUCUUACGUCAAAGACGAGACCAAGCAUUCAUCCGCAUUCGACGUAUCUUCCAUUCCCCGAGUCAGCAAGGAAGCGGCCGCAGCCGAAAUCGCUCAAGCUCGAUCUUCUGCUCUCGACAUUGCUGGUCCAUCUACACCUAAACCUGAAUCUUCCGCUCAAGCAUCUACAUCCGCCGAGGCUCAAUCUUCAUCAUACGCAAGUCAACUUGCUGCCAUUCCCGAACUCGAAUCGUACGGACCCGUGCUUAGAUCAUCAAGCAAACCUGUCGAACUUACCGAAUCUGAAACUGAAUAUGUCGUUUCAGCCGUCAAACACAUAUUCAAGGAGCAUGUCGUAUUCCAAUUCAACGUGUCAAAUACCAUACCUGAUACUGUUCUUGAACAAGUGGCGGUAAUCAUGAAUCCUUCACCUGAGUCGGGUUUGACAGAGGACUUCAUCGUACCUAUCCAAAGUCUGAGUGCGGCCAGUGGAACGGGUGUGAUCUACGUUUCGUUCACGAGGGAUGAUCCGUCGACGUACGCUGCUGGAACUUUCAGCUGUACUUUGAAAUUCAUAAGUAAAGAGAUUGAUCCUAAUUCUGGUGAACCGGAGGAAGAAGGGUAUGAUGAUGAGUAUCAAGUUGAGGAAUUGGAUUUGGGUGCUGGUGACUACAUUACACCUACCUACGUUACGUUCUCGAGUGAAUGGGAUAAAUUGGCAGAAUCAGCUUCGUUGACCGAGACAUUUGCCUUAUCAUCGUCCGAAUCAUUGAAAGACGCUUGUAAAUCCCUUAUCGAAGUACUCAACAUGCUCCCACUAGGCGGUACCGAAACUCCCACUUCCAACUCUGUACAUACCCUCAAUUUGUCAGGUUUGGUGAUUCCAACUAACGGGAACGAUAAGUCCAGUAAGGUGCUGGCAAGGUGCAGGAUGACUUAUUCGCCUGGAUCGGGAGUGACGCUUGAAUUGAGUGUAAGGGCGGAGAACGAACAAGGUGCGAGGUUGGUCAUGGCUGCUAUUUAG